AUGCCGCGAGCUCUUGAGGAGGAAUCCGAUGUGAUAUCUGCAGGACCGUCCUUCAAGUCCGUGCGAGUGUCGCCCUACUCCCAUGCCACAGCUACUCCUAGCGCAAGAUCAAAACGAUCUGCGCCUACAGAUCGCCCAGAACCCGUUGAAGUGACCGCCCUUCGAGAUGCCGAGUCAUUGCACGCUAAGGAUGCUGCGAUCAGGAGUCGUGCAGGUGCGCGCACAUAUCAUCCUAGGGCGACUGUAGUCCUGAUUGGAAUGAGGGGCGUAGGAAAGACAACGCUUGGGCUCAUCGCUGCAACGGCUAUGGGUAGGCGUUUUGUGGACACUGACACGGCAAUUGAGACUAGCCUGGGCACAAGCAUAGGCACAUUCAUUCGGUCCUUUCCCUCUGCAGCGCUCGGUUGGGCAGCUUUCCGCGAAAGGGAAACACAAAUUGUUCGGACAACACUAGCCAAACACCCUUUUGAUACCGUCAUUGCUACGGGAGGAGGGGUGAUCGAAUCAGGCGACUCUCGAGAAGCUUUGCGGUCCUUUCGGCACGUGUGCCCCGUCAUUCUGGUGCUAAGGGAGCGAGAAGCUGUUCGCGAGUAUCUCAUAAGCCAGACUUCCCGCCCGGACUAUCAAGAAAGUAUCAUCAACGUCAUGCAAAGACGCGAGCCUCUCUUGUGGAGCUGCGCCUCGCAUGCCUUCGUAUCCUUGACUUCGGAGAAGUGUGCUAGGGAGGGCGCAUCGCAUCCCCUAGCCCUCAAGGCGGUUGAGCAAGAUCUACUGCGGCUGCUGCGCUUCAUCUUCUCUCAUCCUAGCGCCCUGGGAGAAUCUCUGUACAGAUCUCCGGCGGGCUCUAGGCAGGUGUCCCCGGCUGUCACGCCUGGUGCAGAAGCCUCUGUCCUCCCGCAGUUGACCCUUCUCGAUAGCUACGACGCGCCCGACCGCAAGGAUCAAGCGACGACAUUCCUGCAUCCGCCAGGUCCCUCGGAUCCAACCAACCGAGCACACCUCUUGACAAGACGGACUGCUUUCCUUUCGCUCACGUUGCCUGAUCUGAGCAAGGUUUCACAGCAGGCUUUCGACGAGAUGGUGCAAGGUGUAGAUGCUGUGGAGUUGCGAGCAGACACGUGGCACGCGCUUGCAAAUGCAUCACGAAGCAACAGGGCAGCAUUACCGAGGGAAGAGCCGCCUCAGAUUGACUUUGCGGAAGUCGCCAUACAAAUUGCACACGCCCGUCGAUUGAGCCGUGGUCUCCCUCUGCUCUUUACUUUGCGGUCAGAUCGCGAAGGGGGCCAUUUCUUCGACGACCGCCACAUCUCCUCAAGAGACGCGCACAGCCCCCACUCCCAAGCGCUCUACUUUUCCAUUGCGGAGCUAGCUAUGGAUGUUGGGGUCGAGAUGCUGGAUGUUGAGUUGGGCUGGGACACCACUAGACUAUCAGAGCUCAUGUCGCGCCGCGGUCGAACACGAAUAGUUGCCAGCUACCACGACAUGCGAGGCGAUCUGCGGUGGGAUUCUGCUACAGCCAUGCAGCUCUACGAUCGAGCGAGAAGCUUCGAUGGAGUGGACAUCGUCGAGAUGAUAGGAUAUGGAACACCGACGCAUCCCGAACAGAACCUACAUUUGCUAACAUUCCAAGCACGCGUGCUGGCUCGCGCCGCCAGUGAUCCCGGCCGAAAGCUGCCUCCACUCCUGGCUAUCAACAUCAACGAGACUGGACGAUCUACUCGGGUCCUCAACAUGGUCCUUUCGCCUGUCAGCCACGCUGCACAACCACUUAAAGCAGCGGUAGGGCAGAUGAGUUACGCCGACGUCAGUCGUGCUCAGCAUCUCCUCGGCGUUAGCUCCGCAACGCGUUGCUACGAGAUCUCGACGACGGAGCCGUUAUCAAAUAUCAGCACAUCAGGGCGAUCAAUGCAUUUUUCAUCCCGGCUGCAGCGCGCUCUGCAAGCUCUGGGCGAAGCCCAUGAGGUCUCGGCAUUGUCGGUGCGUGAUUUGCAGGUUCAACUUCAGGAAGCCGAGAUGCGCUUGCCCGCCUUGGUCCAGGAUGCAGCCGUGCUUGGUAUCAACCUCGUCAGCGGCGCGUGGUUAGCACAAGAAGCUAUCUUGGGUCGCUUGGAGGCAUGUAGCGCGCCUCGAACGUUGUCUGCUGCUGUCGUUGGAGCUGCCGAUGUGCUGUAUCGUACCGAUGCCUCAAGUAGACUCAUGGGAACAACCGCCGGUGCUCUGACCCCUCAAGGAUUUAUGGCAAUCGCCGCUCCUUUGGGCGCGGAUCAUAGUCUUCCGGGAGCCAUCGAAAGGGUGAUGCAGCGGCUGCUCAGUCCUAUCAACACGCCGAGCCCAGCAAAUUCAGCGCUGGUCAUUUGCUUGCCUUUGCGAUCUGACGCCACGGCAGAAGCAAAGGCAGGGAAUAGAGUGGCACUACGGUCUGCCGUGCUCGCCAUGGCCCGUCUUGGAUUUGGCAGCUGCGCCGUUGUUGAGGAUUGGACUCAGCACUCACGAUCCCCAGAUCUCGACGCGUGGACGAGCAAGGUCGCAGUCUAUGCUCAAGCCGAAGCUGCAGCGACGCACAGAGCAGCCAUGGCACAUACCCCAGGCGGUCUUGGCUCUCUCGAGGGCGGUCACAACUCCCACGCGAGAAAAUGCGCAAUUGUGCGACUCUCGAGUGAAGCCCUGUCGGAUGUGGUCGGUGGCAUUAAAGCCGCCAUCGUACCGAGCGAACGUCGCAGCUCACACGCUGCGGAACAUGGGCUCCUCUCGCCACACGGUCUCGCAAGAGACAAGAACGAGCGCAGCUUCGCCAACCACGUCAGGCAUCCUCAUGCGGUGGUUCUGGUAGGAGGGACAGAGCGAGCUCAACGGAGCGCCAUCAGUCUGCUCACGGGCCGUCCAGAUGUCCAUCCAGACGACAUUGUCUUGCCAGCGGCGCUGUGGGAGAGCAAUCUCGGAGGUACGCUGAUCAGAUUCCCGACUGAGGAGCUCCAAGACGUGCAAAGCGCCGUGGAAGCACAGCCCGAUGAGUUUGAAAGCGAGGCUAGCCUAGAGCAAAACGGUUGGCUACUCGUGCCUCCGCACGUCAUAGAGCUGGAUCGCUUCAAUCACGGCAUCUUUCCAGCUUUGACCAGGAGACGCGCACCUCGCAACAUUUCUUGA
This is a messenger RNA of Ceraceosorus guamensis, 3144 nucleotides long. RefSeq lists its product as hypothetical. The coding region runs from base 1 to 3144 and encodes 1047 amino acids. Gene Ontology annotation, biological process: chorismate biosynthetic process. Gene Ontology annotation, molecular function: 3-phosphoshikimate 1-carboxyvinyltransferase activity; 3-dehydroquinate dehydratase activity. The record is from RefSeq and is a predicted model, not a curated record. The transcript has 2 exons. Lineage: Eukaryota; Fungi; Basidiomycota; Exobasidiomycetes; Ceraceosorales; Ceraceosoraceae.